Necator americanus (New World hookworm) is the source of this 1215-nucleotide messenger RNA. RefSeq lists its product as uncharacterized. The coding region runs from base 1 to 1215 and encodes 404 amino acids. The transcript is spliced from 2 exons. The record is from RefSeq and is a predicted model, not a curated record. NCBI's taxonomy places the organism in Eukaryota, Metazoa, Nematoda, Chromadorea, Rhabditida, Ancylostomatidae.
AUGUCGGUAAGAAAUCACACGGCGCCCGAUCCCAACGGAGUAAGACCAGAACACCUAAAGAACCUUCUGCUAGUACUCAUCAACACCCCGGCGAGGCUCUUUACACGUUACCUGUCCGAAUGCAAGGCUCCUAAACAGUGGAAGACCAGCAAGACCGUGUUGUUGUAUAAAAAGGGAGAUCCACAUGACAUCGGCAAGUAUCGCCCAAUCUGCUUACUGUCCAUCAUCUACAAGCUCUUCACAAGGGUGAUCGUUAAUACGAUUGAAAAAAUCUUGGAUGAAGUACGACCAUGCGAGCAAGCGGAGUUUCGAAAAGGAUUCAGCACGAUUGACCACAUUCACACUGUUUCGAAACUCAUCGAGGUAUCACGAGAGUACAAGAUGCCGCUCUUUCGCACCUUUAUCGACUCGAACAAGGACUUCGACUCAGUUGAGACGGAAGCGGUCAUGGAAGCCUUGGACAACCAAGGCGUCCCUACGCAGUACAUAAAGGUACUACGAGAGUUGUACAGUAACUUCACGACCGGAAUUUCGUCAUUCUACAUGAAUAUCAUAGUUGAUGUGAAGAGGGGGGUCGAGGGUGAUACAAUCUCACCCAAAAUAUUCACCCUCGAGAACGCAAUGCGAGGGUUGGAAUGGGACGACAUGGGAGUGAAGGUUGAUGCUGAAUCUGCAAAAGACGAUAUUCAUGCACAACGGAUGGGUCUCGGAUGCCCCAUUCACGCUCAACGGAACGAACAUAUCCGAAUGCACCAACUACGUUUAUCUAGGUCGGGAAUUGAACAUGAUGAACGGCUUGACUUCGAGUUGGGCAAUAGGAGACAAGCGGCUUGGGGAGUGUAUAAGAGCAUCGAGGAUGUAGUGAAAAAGAAAAGGAACACCCGGCUACGUGCUCACCUCUUCAACACCACCAUACUUCCUGCUUUGACCUAUGCUUCGGAAACCUGGGCAUUUCGCAAGCAGGAACAAAACGCGAUGAGCGUCAUUGAACGCGCAAUUGAGAGAGCAAUGCUAGGAGUAUCCCGUUUCACGAAGGUGAGGGACGGGAUUCGAAGUUCUCUCUCACGUCAACGAUCGAAGAUUAGAGACGCCGCCGAGUUUGCCAAGAAAAGUAAAAUCAGGUGGGUCGGACACAACCAUUGGAGCAGAACCGUGAACGACUGGGUUCCUAGCGAUAUUAAGAACACUACAGCAAGGCCACGACUCGACCAAUAG